AUGGGAUCUCAUGGUGGAGCAAUCCAAGCGCCAAAGGCAGGACCUUUGGCUAGAGAAGGAUCUUUGUACAAUCUCACACUUGAUGAGGUGCAAAAUCAGCUUGGAAAUUUAGGGAAACCCUUAGGAAGCAUGAAUCUAGAUGAGUUACUCAAGAGUUUGUGGACAUCUGAAGCUGCUCAAGCUUCUGGAUUGGAUUCUGGUACUACUGAUGCUUACAUGCAACAGGGUCAACUAGCUUCUGGGUCAUCGAUGAAUCCGCUAGCACUUUCCGGUGAUCUUAGCAAGAAAACCAUUGAUGAGGUUUGGAGAGAUAUGCAACAGAAGAAGAGUUCUAGUCAAGAUAGGAGAACAGCUACACUAGGUGAGAUGACUUUGGAAGAUUUCUUGAUGAAAGCUGGUGUGGCUACUGAAUCUUUUCCGACAGAGGAUAAUGCUAUGUCAGGAAGGAUUGAUUCUCAACAACAGCACAAUACAUCUCAACAUGGUCAUUGGAUGCAGUUCCAAAUCCCUCCGGUGCAACAACAACAGCAUCAGCAUCAGCAUCAAAAUCAUCAGAAUAAUAUGAUGCCUGGUUUUGCAAGUUAUAUGGCUAGUCAUGUGGUUCAACAGCCGGUUUUGGAUGCAGGAUACAAUGAAGCAAUGGUGAGUAUAUCACCGGCUUCUUUAAUGGCUACUUCAUCGGAUACACAAACUCAAGGUAGGAAAAGGGUUGCCUCUGGUGUUGUGGUAGAGAAAACUGUGGAGAGGAGGCAGAAGAGGAUGAUUAAAAAUAGGGAAUCUGCAGCUCGGUCGCGGGCUAGAAAACAGGCUUACACACAAGAACUGGAGAUCAAAGUUUCACAUUUAGAAGAAGAAAAUGAACGGCUUAAAAGACUACAUGAGAUGGAGAGAGUAUUGCCAAGUAUGCCACCACCAGACCCUAAGCAUCAGCUUCGCAGAACUAGCUCAGCUCCCUUUUGA
Molecule: messenger RNA, 960 nt
Organism: Lathyrus sativus (Indian pea)
Lineage: Eukaryota; Viridiplantae; Streptophyta; Magnoliopsida; Fabales; Fabaceae
Source: the annotation of a GenBank genome assembly